GGACCAUACCCGAUUGUCUUGACCCGGUGAUUUCAAGUUUUUAUAAAACCCUAAUUAGAAAACCCUAGCUCACCUUUGUUGCUAUCUCUCGAAUUGCCGCCACUCACCUUCCGGACCAGACAGUCAGAGAUCCUCCCAAUCUUGCCACAAUGACAAAGAGAACGAAGAAGGCAGGAAUUGUUGGAAAAUAUGGUACCCGUUAUGGUGCCAGUUUGAGGAAGCAAAUUAAGAAGAUGGAGGUCAGUCAACACAGCAAGUACUUCUGCGAGUUCUGUGGAAAGUAUGCAGUGAAGAGAAAGGCUGUGGGAAUAUGGGGCUGCAAGGAUUGCGGGAAAGUGAAAGCCGGUGGUGCUUAUACUUUGAACACUGCCAGUGCUGUAACAGUGAGGAGUACCAUUAGGAGGCUGAGGGAGCAAACUGAGAGCUGAGCUACCAUUGGCAUAUUCUAUUUUCAUAAGAUGUUUUGCAUGUUUUAGCUAGACUUGUUGAGAUCUUUUUUGACAAUGAUGUGCUAUGCGCUUAAUUUUCAAUUUUAUUUCUGAAUCUGGUGUUGAAACUUUA
This is a messenger RNA of Durio zibethinus, 561 nucleotides long. RefSeq names its product large ribosomal subunit protein eL43. The record is from RefSeq and is a predicted model, not a curated record. Lineage: Eukaryota; Viridiplantae; Streptophyta; Magnoliopsida; Malvales; Malvaceae. Gene Ontology annotation, molecular function: structural constituent of ribosome. Gene Ontology annotation, biological process: translation. Gene Ontology annotation, cellular component: ribosome.